Molecule: messenger RNA, 3531 nt
Organism: Malassezia pachydermatis
Lineage: Eukaryota; Fungi; Basidiomycota; Malasseziomycetes; Malasseziales; Malasseziaceae
Exons: 1
Coding region: 1-3531 (1176 amino acids)
Biological process (GO): transmembrane transport
Molecular function (GO): transmembrane transporter activity
Source: RefSeq, a predicted model, not a curated record
AUGUCGGCCUCAGAUCCUCCGUCAUAUUUCACGUCGGAUGAUGUGCCCCUAGACAUCUUGUCCAGCUAUGAUCAGCCCGCGGCAAGCCAGUCCGAACCCCCGGCUCGAGACCCUCUUGUGAACCCAGGCAAGGGACGUGUGCGCUGGGGGGAAACAUCUACCGAACCGCGAAGUACGCGGAUCCGUGUGCGAACGGACGGAAAUGGUCCCACUAUUACAAUUUCACAACCUGAAACCCCUACGGCUCCGCACGGUGCUGCUGUGGCUCCCAUGUCGCCUGUGCGUCAAGAACACACAGGUCUUCAGCGAGCGAAUCGCCCUGGUCAUAUUAAUCUCGACGAUUUGAAACCCAAGUUUGAGCCUAUGACGCAGCCCCAUGUAGUGUCCCAUGGUGAUGGCGAUAUUGGACAUACUGGUAUGCACCAGCUUGAAGACGAUGACAACAAUCGCUUGGCUGCAUUGGCACAUGAGCUGGAUGGCCUGGAUAGUGAAGCGGCGUCAGAACGACCGCCGCCUGGACAAGUCAUUAUUCGUGAUGAGGCUUUUCUCCCUGGAUUGGCGACUGCGCCCCGUAGUGAAGGCUCGCAAGAUCACGAGCCUUUGCAAGGUGGCACGCAUAGUGGUACAACGACGCCAGGUACUGAGUCUGACUAUGACCCUGCCGAGUACUUGGAAUAUGUGGACAUCAUCCCUGGUGAAACAGAUGGUAUGCCUUCAGUUCCACGAAAAUCACGGCGAAAGCGUGCCCAAGAAAGCACGUCCAGAGGCUGGAGUCGGUUGCGUGGAAUUAUCGGUGUGCCCAACAAAGACGAGAACAUCGAUGACCUGGCUGAAAAGGGAGCAUUGGGUGCUGAUGCUACCAACCAAAAGAGCGUUCCUGUCUUAACAUCUUCUGGUCUUCGUGGUACAGGCAGCCGCCAUCGUCCUUCUGCGUUGGAACGUAAAGCGGCGAAACUCGUGCGGGCUCAUAAGCUUCUUAAUGGUCUUCCUACGUCGGAUGAAGAAAUUGAAAAGCUCGAUCAGAUCCCUUCGAUUAACCGUGAGCACCUGCCACCAUCCGAUGCUAGCACGCCCGAUGCGCUAGAGACUGCAGAGCAGCUGGACGCACGGCCUGUAGCAUCGAGUGGUGUCUUGGGCCAACUCUUGAAGCUGUAUGAUCAGGAGCGGGAAGGCGCCGACUCUGCAUCCCAUUCAGAGACGGCUCCUCUUGCGCCUCCCAGUGAGACGGAGCAGGCCACAUCCUUGGGUGGUGGUUUGAACUUGAUCGGUGAUCAAGUGGUGGAUGCGUAUGGUAAUCAGGCCGCUGUGAAAGACGUGCACCCUGAGGUCUUGGAGGCCGCCGUGGCGCGAAAGGGUAUGGGAACACCAACUCAUGGGCCUGUCAGCCCACGCCGCUCGUCUCUGUAUUCCGGCUCAGGCCUCAUCAACCUGGCCAACCACAAUAUUGCGACAGUGGGCAACGUAAGUCAAACGGUGAUGAAGCAUGUGGCGAAUGAUGUCGGUAUUGAUGUGAUGGAUGAGCGACCCAAAGCGGCUCGGUCUGCCGCUGGCACUAUUGGUGCCCUCGUAGCUACGACCGGCAAUCUGAUCGGUGCUGUAUCGCCAUUGCAUGCACAGCUCGGCCCCAAUCCACGCAGGCCUGGGUAUACGUUGGAUCGGUACUUGCUGCCGGAGAUAAAUGAAAAGACGCUCCGUCGAACGGCAAAGAUUGUCGCAGAGGCGGCGCCUGUGCCCAAGCGCCUGCGUGAGGCGCGAACACCUGGUGGCAGCUUGAUGACGCCGACGUAUCUGUCUACAGUGACCCCUGGUGACAGCAGCUACAACCCCUACUUUGGAGAAGCGAAGUCAAUUACAGGGCAAUCUACAGGCUCUUCGAAGCGUUCAGCAGAUAUACUUACUCAAUCCGGCUCGGCCCUGGGCUCGGCCGGCCGCAACCUUCUCCAUAAGCAAAAGCCAUCUAUCUCUGUAUCGGAGGAUGGGAUGGAGUACAUUGACGGGAAAAGCGCGGUGGAAGUGGCUAAGAAGGAAUGGCAAAAGAAGCUACGUAAACGCAAGGCAAAGACAAAGAAGCAGGAAAUCUUUAUCACCAUGCAUGUGGCAGCCAUCCUAAAGCGCCAAGAGUUCCUUAUGAAGCUGUCUCGUGCCCUUAUGAUGUUUGGUGCCCCGACGCAUCGCAUAGAAUUGCAAAUUCAGCAAACUGCCAAUGUGCUGGAAGUCAAUUGCCGAUGCAUCUACUUUCCGAACUUGAUGAUUUUGUCGUUUGGUGACGACACCACACAUACGUCAGAAACCAAAAUCAUUAAGCAAGGCAGUGUAGUCGACUUGACCAAGUUGACGGAUAUGCAUACCAUUUAUUGGAAUGUCAUUCACGACAAGAUUGGUGUUGAGCAAGGAUCGAAGCAACUAGAUGCACUUAUGCGUCGCAAGCCUAUUAUGCGCAAAUGGCAUCAUGUAAUUGUGGGUGGCCUGGCCUCUGCCUUUAUUUGUGUGGGUCAAUGGGGCUUUAGUGGCUCGUUUUUAGAUGCUACUGCAGCUUUUGUGUUGGGCGCAUUCAUGAUCUUUUGCCAAGAAUCCGUGACAUCUGAAGUCUACUCCAAUGUAUUUGAGAUUGUCUUUGCCACAAUCAACUCUUUCAUUUCAAUGGCUUUGCAUCAGAUCGGAUCAGAAGUCAUUGAUGGUGAAAGAGUGUAUGGCCGUUACUUUUGUUACCAAGCUGUGGCUGCCGGGUCUAUUGUGCUGAUUCUUCCUGGUUUUAUUGUGUUAACAGGUGCUUUGGAGCUUCAGUCUAAGAACAUCGUGGCAGGCUCUGUGCGUCUUGUCUAUGCCAUCAUUUACUCAGUGUUGCUUGGUUUAGGUAUUAUGAUUGGCGCCUUACCCCUGAUCAAGGGCGACGAUGACCAGGGCCGUGCCCAGUGUGGUGCUAGAAAUCACGCACAACUGAUGCAUUGGUAUAACACAAUGCCAGGCGGUAAAGGAAAGGCUUCUUUUGCUUGGGCAUUUUUGACAGUGCCUGGUUAUGCCACCUUGCUUUCGUUGCGUAACCAAGCAAAAGUGACACGUAAAGAAUUCCCAACAAUGGUACUCAUUGCCAUAUCUGGAUGGCUUGUUAGCAACUUCGCUGUGAUUGCUGACAAUGUUACUACUGGCUCUAAUCCUGUCCCUUCUGUCCUGAGUCAGCACCCGUAUUUGUUCUCCGCCAUGGGCUCUUUUACUGUCGGUGCACUGGCCAACAUCUACGGACGCCUGUUUGAUGGUAGAAGCUUUGUGGUGGCUGUCCCUGGCAUUUUGUAUCAACUUCCAUCCGGUAUGACAGGUGGCACAGCGGCUUCCCCUACAUUCCUGUCUUUUGCUACUCUUGCAGCGAACAGCACUGGUGACAGCAAAACGAAAGAAGUCACGUCAGGCUUUCAAAUUGGUGCGCAACUCCUCAAUGUGUCACUGGGUAUUGCGAUUGGUUUGUUCGCCUCUACACUACUUAUGUACUUCCUGGGCGGCCGCAAAGUACGCGGCGGCGGUAUGUUCUCUUUCUAA